Messenger RNA from Lasiodiplodia theobromae, 906 nucleotides. RefSeq names its product Thioesterase family protein. NCBI's taxonomy places the organism in Eukaryota, Fungi, Ascomycota, Dothideomycetes, Botryosphaeriales, Botryosphaeriaceae. Bases 1 to 906 code for a protein of 301 amino acids. The record is from RefSeq and is a predicted model, not a curated record. The transcript is spliced from 2 exons.
AUGGCACCGACAUUCGCAGAGGCCACAGCGGUGAAAGCCGUGGACUCCCACACCUACUCGGCCAGGUUCUAUUCCGAUUGGUGCGUUGGCUCAGUGCCUCAUGGCGGCGUUGUCACGUCGGCCUUUUUACGAGUUGCGUCGCUGCACUUCGGCACCACGCUCGUCGCCCAGAAACAGCCGCACACCAUCACCCUGCAUCUCGAAUUCCUGCGGCGCACACAGGAGGGUCCUGCAACCUUCAAGGUCAAGGACGCGAAGCUCGGCCGGCAGACGUCGACGAUCCACGUAUCGCUGGAGCAGGAUGGGCGGGAGGAAGUCGUCGGCUACAUCACGAACUCGAACCUCGACGCUGAGGAGGGCGUGUCCUUCGAAACCGGCUGGUCCCUCCAGCCUGCGCCGCCUCCGGUCGAUUUGCCAAGGCUGGCGACGGAUACAGACGCCAGCUGGGCCGAGGUGACGGACAAGCCGUACCCCCACUUCCGCAAGGUGUUGAAUCGCGUGCGCAUGUAUGUACCGCGGAAGGGCCAGGCGCUGAAUAGUCUUGCGGAUGAGUGGCUCCGGCUCGAGUCGGGCGAGAGGUUUACGAACGAAAGCAUCGGGUUGGUGUCGGACUUCUGGCCGCAAAUUAUCGAGACGUAUCGGCAGGCGGAGAAGAAAGACGCUCCGUUCUGGUACCCCACGCUGCUGCUAAACUUGGAUGUGAAGAAGUCACUGCCGGCAGAAGGCGUGGAGUGGCUGUUCGUGCGGGUGCGAGCGAAGAAGAUCAAGAACGGACGGCAGGAUCUGGAGGUGGUUGUCCAAGACGAGAGCGGGGAUGUUGUCGCGCUGAGUCACCACGUCGUGUUCACCUUGAGCGCAGAGAGGAACACGGCGAAACGGAGGACGCAGAACCAGAGCAAGAUCUAG